Molecule: messenger RNA, 273 nt
Organism: Seminavis robusta
Lineage: Eukaryota; Bacillariophyta; Bacillariophyceae; Naviculales; Naviculaceae
Source: the annotation of a GenBank genome assembly
AUGAACGAGACCCACGAUACUGGAAAAAGCAUUCAUGGUUACUUUGAAGAACGAUAUGCUCCUCAUGUGCCAGUGAUCAUGUUGGAUGACUUUGUCCGAGCCCAUGUCAAGGAACAGGCCCGUCAGCACAUCCACGAAGGGUACGACAACAACUGUCACGUCUUUGCGCUGGUGCAAAAAGUGGCUGCCAAAGCGGAUGCCUUUCAUUUGGUGCACCGGCUCAAGUAUGAUUGUCGGGAUUGUUUUGAGCUGGCUAGUCGACUUGGGCGAUAA